Lachancea thermotolerans CBS 6340 is the source of this 1188-nucleotide messenger RNA. It is a transcript of the gene CAJ1, whose product is annotated as Caj1p. Lineage: Eukaryota; Fungi; Ascomycota; Saccharomycetes; Saccharomycetales; Saccharomycetaceae. Bases 1 to 1188 code for a protein of 395 amino acids. Gene Ontology annotation, cellular component: cytosol. The record is from RefSeq and is a predicted model, not a curated record. Gene Ontology annotation, biological process: protein import into peroxisome matrix. The transcript has a single exon.
AUGGUGAAAGACACGGAGUACUACGACCUGCUCGGUAUCCAGCCCGAUGCCUCUGCUACUGAAAUCAAGAAGGCAUACCGGAAGAAAGCUAUGCUUACUCAUCCGGAUAAACACCCCGAUGAUCCUGAAGCCCAGGCGAAAUUUCAAGCUAUCGGCCAAGCAUACCAAGUCUUAAGCGAUCCCGAGCUUCGCUCGCGCUACGACGAGUUUGGAAAGGAGGACGCGGUGCCCCAACAAGGGUUCGAGGACGCCGCCGAGUUCUUCUCUACGAUAUUCGGGGGCGAUGCCUUCCAGGACUGGAUAGGCGACUUUGCGUUCCUUAAGAAUCUUACAAAGGGAGCUGAAAUCAUGGGCGAGGACGGCGAAGAAGCAGGUACAGCUGCGGAAAACUCCGAGGAUCCCUCCAAAGACGUUGUCCAGCAUGAUGGCAAAACUGCCAAGCCCAAAAGCUCAGACAACAAGCUAACCAAAGAGCAGCGCGCCAAGCUGGUUGAGAUGGAGAACGAGAGGCGCGCCGAAAAGAAAAAGCAAGUCGAGGACCUAGUACGCAAGCUUGAAACAAGAAUUGAGCAAUACGUUGCGGCUGUCCAAAACAAACAUUUGGAUGAGUUUGAUGCAAAACUGAAUCAAGAAAUCGAGGACCUCAAGCUUGAGAGUUUUGGGCUGGAGCUUUUGCAGCUGAUCGCCAAAGUAUACAAGACCAAGGCCAACAACUUUCUGGCGUCGCAGAAGACCUAUGGCUUCAGCAAGCUCUUCACAGGUGUUCGCGACAAAACAAAAACCGCAAAGUCGGCUUGGGGCAUAUUAUCGUCGGCCAUGGACGCUCAGUCUGCCAUGAAGGAGCUCGAGAAACUUGACGUUGAAACCAUGGAUGAAUACGAGAGAGCGGAGGUCGAAAAGCUAAUAACAGGAAAGGUCUUGGGCACGGCAUGGGUCAUGUCGAAGUUCGAGGCUCAGGGCAAAUUGAAAGACGUCUGCGACAAAAUUUUAGGAGACAAGAACGUGCCAUCUAAGCAGCGGGUUGUCAAGGCUAAGGCACUUCUCUACAUGGCAAACAAAUUUGCUUCGGCGCAAAGAUCACCGGAUGAAGCUGAGGAUGCUCGCGUAUUUGAAGAAUUGAUCUUUGACGCUCAAGGCAAGAAAAAGAAGGCCGAUCACAAGCGUAAGGAUAGCACGGUCAAAGCUUGA